UGAGAUCAAAACAAGUGAGAAGUCGAUGGAAGGAUCCUGCUGCAACUUCUUGCAAGGUUCUGGGGAGAGUACUCUGUUGCAAUGAGAUGGUCGAAUCCUUGUUGUAUGGGCCUUCCUUCUCAAGUCCAGACCCUGUUGUUCUGUGAAAAAUAUCGGCCUCCGUCUCUGCGGCAUGAAUACGAUGGAAUUACUGGACUUGGACUCCCUUGCUAGCUCCUAAGGUUAAAACCUCGCUAGCUAACCUAACUAACUUUUGAUGCUUAUCUGUUGAGCUGCCACUGGCUGUGGUUUAUUCAACGCGCUACCCGUCGAUUUUGAUAUCACUAAUAAAAAAGGGCUUAUCCCAGUCAAGUCAACAUUGAAUGGGCAACUCGGAGCCAAUGUCAACCCGCCUCCCCGACAAGAACCCCACGUCACACGCAGGGUUCCGAUCGGAGGCUUGGUAUUUUCGUUGUUCACAACAAAAAUGUUGAAAAAAAAUUUGAAAAAAAAGGGAAUAAAAAGGGCUGUCCAAGCCUCCCGAAAAUCCAUGUUUCAUUUGUCUGGUACUAACGUUGCGAGACCAGCUACUUCCACCCAACCUUUCCAUUCACUAUUUGAAAGCUCCCGGAUUCAAAAAGUCAAAAAUCAAGCCGGGUCGGUCGUCGGGUCGCAUCGGUGCACCCCAAAUGCGAAACAUUUCGGGCCAUCUGCUUGGGACAGGGAACCGUUCCGGGCUACAGUCAUCUCUAGACUGCAUUCUGGUGAGUCACACGAUAUACGGGCUGCAAAGGUGCUAUCCCCCUUCUGUCGGUAUGAGCAAGCCUCGGCAUAAAACAAUAAAUUUAAAUUUUUUCGUCAUAACUGCGUCAAGAACCAAGCAAGCUUUCGGGACCAUAAUUUUGUUUUUCCUUUUUCACUCAUCGCAAUACAUAGCAAAUCCUUUGUCACUUGCAAUUAUGUAUGUAUUCCGGGCGUUGGACAGUGCCGGUACACACGGGUUGACAGGGGCGAAAGGGAUGUCUGCGAGAAAGAAGCACAAGAAACGAAGGUUGAACUUCAGAUGCCAAAAUGCCCAACGGAACAGAUCUUUGAAAUUCAUGCCUAGCGCAUUCGGUCUUUCGGUCAUGGAGAUCGAAAAGCUUAUUUGUUUUUUUUUUUUUUUUUUUUGCUCUAACCCAGGCAUCAACAUCAACAUCCACGUAAAUAAGGCAGCUUCUUCCAAGGUUCAUUCCUUCUAACCCUCCAAUGGUAGGCAACGAAAAUAUGAAACGAAAGGAGAAGAAAAGAAAGCAGCCCCCAAUGACAGCCAAAAAACUCCCUCCUUCGCAACACAGAGUGACUUAUGAAUAAUGAGUCAGGAUGAGCCUUAAUGAACCAUUUCCCCGUAUCAUCCCAACGAGGCGUGACAUAUAGUUACCCGUAGACAGACUUAUUAUGCCACAGCUAACCCGCCCAACCCGAACAGUGCACGAGCCUAGUUCAUUAAAACACAAAAAUAAAGAUCCGAUCGGUAAGUUAAGUCUCGCCUUUAUUUGCCUAGCCAUUCGACUUCCGAGCGGACCUUUUAUGUCUGCCUAUAACGUACAAGCCAAAAAUAGAUCCAAAAUCGCCACUGCUAGAGGAAUGAUUCGAGGGGAAAAGUUAUUGCCUGACAUGACGUUAUGUAUGAAUAUAGUUGGCCUCGUUCGCUAUCCAUGUCAUGUUUCUUGAUUGCUUGCUUGAUUGAGAUGCAAAAAGAAAACAUUAAACUCUUAUAUAUAAUAUUCCUCUCGAAGCCUCAAGCCCACCCACCUCUUAACCCCGACCGUUCGACAAAUUAACUCCAGUGCUGGCCUAUCUCCAUCCAGAUGUCCCUCAUACAAAGAGGUAAUAAUGACAGGAAUGAGGGAGAUGGAGGAAGAAUGUACCGUACUACUGUAUGUCUGUACGAAGUACUUGACUUGAUACGGAUCAGCGAGUUUCAGGUUUGCUGAAUGUGACCGUUUGCGGAUACUCGGGAUCUAUGCGAAACUUCCCCAAGGUUCCUGUGGUUGUGGAGAUGGGGGGAGAUCUUUGUUCCUCUCCAUCCACGCACUGCUUGCUAUUAUUAUCAAAAUAAUAAUAGCUCUCCCUUUCUUUCAAUUUUUAGGGUGAAAUCUUAACUCAACUAUUGUUCCCAUUCUUUGCUUAAACUUUAUAAACCUUCCAGACAAUUUCUUUGUGUCUGCUUAAUCUGCACCGGUUACUCUCUUCCUAUCAUUCUUCCGGGGAGUUGGGUCAUAUAUCCAGCCCGCCCGUUCCCCUCACACGUUUCCUUUUUAUCAUAGUUUUUUACCCGUGGUAAGGCGAUAGAUUUUGAGAUGAUCAUUUAACACUCAGCAAAGUUGAUAGGACCAUUCCACGAAUUAUGGUUAUAAUGCCACCAGAAACUCCAUGCGGGUGCCGUUUAUAGAAUGAAAUAAAUGUCCUGUCAAUUACCUUUAAGAUACAUCAGACAGCGCUGUCCUAGAGUCCGGCGCGGGUAUAACACGAUUUACCGUGUGAUAAGGACGAGAUCGAGGUUCUCGUUCCCCAAUUCCUCCGAAAUAGGCUGUGGGCAUGCUAUGCUAUAUAUAGCUCUCUACUCUCCGUAGCUUUUGACUGAAGACGUUCAACUUGGGAUAAGGCGGGCUUCUAGGACUGGCCGUUGCAAUUUGAAGGGGCACAGAUAAUGUGCAUAUCUGUUGAAGGGACAAGAAAGAAGGAAUAGUGACGAACACGCUCUACCCUUCGAAUCAGUGGUAGGUAGGUGUGGGUGAGAAAGAGUGAUUAGGGAUCAAGAUAGAGGGGCCUAUGGCUUCACCGGGCGAUGCCAGGCUGUAACCUAACAGCUCCGCUGCCUUGUCAAUAAUAUUGAGUUCUGUCGAAACGCAAAUUCCCCAGACCUGGGGGUAAAACGGGUCCAUGUUGGGGACCUCCACAUGCACAUAGGUGUAGAGAGAGAGAUAGAAGGGCCAGGGAAUAUUAUGGCUCUUCUACGACCCAAA
Molecule: messenger RNA, 2987 nt
Organism: Blastomyces gilchristii SLH14081
Lineage: Eukaryota; Fungi; Ascomycota; Eurotiomycetes; Onygenales; Ajellomycetaceae
Exons: 2
Coding region: 669-1220 (183 amino acids)
Source: RefSeq, a predicted model, not a curated record